UUUAGAUAAAUAGUGGUGCAGCAUCGAGAUUGGCUUUUAAGUUUGUGAUCUCUGUGCGCGCAUCGUCAUCGAAAUAAAUAAUAUAAAUUUUAUCUCAUCUUCCUUUGUAAAGCUACUUAACUUUAAAAAAAUUCAAAAAUUCAAAAUGUGGACCUCAAUAAUAAUCCUUACAGUGUUUCAAGUAAUUCUAGCCGCUAAUAACGAUAUCCCUGAAUAUAUUAAACCAUGCAAAAGAAAUGACCCAGACAUCGUGACUUGUUUUAAGGGUUCACUGGAGCACUUAAGGCCGUACUUAAAAAAUGGAAUUCCUGAAAUCGAACUACCGUCCGUGGAACCAUUUAAAAUGAACUCAUUGUCUCUACAAUUAACCGAUGGACCACAAGGCUAUAAGAUCACCUUGAAGAAUAUGGAAGUAUUUGGUGCGAGUGAUUUUCAAGUUAAAUCCAUGAAGUUAAGCGAAAAUGGUGAACCCUUCGAGGCAAAAAUUGCUAUGCCAAAAUUAAGAAUUGAAGCUAAAUAUACCAGUUCUGGAGUUUUGCUUAUAAUUCCAGCUUCAGGAGGUGGAGAAUUCCAUUCUGUAUUUGAUGGAGUCCUUGCCAAGUUAACUGGUAAAGUUUCAACAAACGAAAAGCCCGGUGGCACUUACCUUCAUGUCGAUGCACUUAAUAUUGAACUUGAUGUCAAGAAUAUCGAAAUGAGUAUAUCAAGGGCUUUCAAUAAUAAUCGCAUCUUAACCGAAGCAACAAACCUGUUUCUCCGUGAUAAUGGACGAUUGGUAGUUGAUGCUAUGCGACCACAAUUACAAAAGAAACUGGCCCAUGAAUUCGGUCAAUUGGCCAAUCAAUUAUUGAAACACGUCCCCAGAGAGAUGUUCUACAUUGAUUAGAUCUGAGACGUUAUUAAUUCUACUCAAUUUAAACUUUAAAGGAUGUAAGAUAUAUGUAUACAGUAAAGAUCAGCAUUAAUUUAGUAAGAAUAAGAAUCAUUUUUUAAACAUUUUUGUAUGUAAAAGUUCAUGGACCAAGAAGAUACAAUGUAUCCACACCCCACUAAAAUUACUCAUUGAGGUAUUCAGGAUUAUAAUAGUUUUAUAAAAGUUUAUACCUAUUCUUUUUUUUGUAAAUAUUUGUUUUAAGUUUCUAAGACUUAGUUUUAAGUUUAAAUUAUACUUUUGAAGUGUGUCGAAUAAAUUUUUAAGUUACAAAA
Eupeodes corollae is the source of this 1206-nucleotide messenger RNA. RefSeq lists its product as uncharacterized. NCBI's taxonomy places the organism in Eukaryota, Metazoa, Arthropoda, Insecta, Diptera, Syrphidae. Bases 146 to 886 code for a protein of 246 amino acids. The transcript has 5 exons. The record is from RefSeq and is a predicted model, not a curated record.